This is a messenger RNA of Aphanomyces invadans, 2414 nucleotides long. RefSeq lists its product as hypothetical. Bases 22 to 1590 code for a protein of 522 amino acids. The record is from RefSeq and is a predicted model, not a curated record. The transcript has 6 exons. Gene Ontology annotation, biological process: GPI anchor biosynthetic process. Gene Ontology annotation, molecular function: catalytic activity. Gene Ontology annotation, cellular component: endoplasmic reticulum. NCBI's taxonomy places the organism in Eukaryota, Oomycota, Saprolegniomycetes, Saprolegniales, Verrucalvaceae.
CAGCGAUAUUGCAAGCGCUCGAUGGCCGCGCCGUCGACACAAGAACCGCCGUGGCAUCGGAUGCUUGCGAUGCUAGCGGCGCACACUGCGUCCAGCCUUGUCUUCUGGGCACUGCUCGACCAACUUCCCCGCGACGUGUACUGGUUCUGUCUCGAGGAAAUGAACUUGUCCAACAAACUCGCCUUCCUCGGCGUGCUCUUUGCGUUGCCCGUCUUGCUACUGAGUCGGCGCGUGCGACUCGCUGCCGCGCAGUAUGGGAGUGUCUUGGACAUGGUCGGACUUUUGUGCCUCUUCGUUCGAUUCCACCCACACCCCACGCUUCACGUUGUGACGUGUUGCCUUGGUCUUGUCGCCGUCACUAUGGCGAGGUGCUCGCUGUGGUCGUUUGCAUUCCAGCUGCAUCCCAUGUCAGUGGACGGAUCGGUGACUGACGCAGCUCUGUCGGUGACCGGCGUCUUGCUGGCUAACUUUGUCACGCUCGCCCUGCGCUGGGGCAACAAAUCCCUCAACCCCCUCGUGCCGGGCUUGGCCAGCGCGCUUGUCACUGCUGUCGUGUGCCUGCUGCCCGUAGCCAUCGCAUGCAUAUACCUCUACUUUCAUCGUCGGCGACAUCACGAAUUCCUUGGCCCGCCUUCAUUCAGCCCAGCACAAAUGCCGUGGUGGCAGGCGGCAGCUUCCAUGGCAGGCCUCCCACUCGUCGUGUUUGUGACGCAGUGGGUGCUUGGUUCACCGACGUCGAUAGCACGAUGGCUUGGAGUGUCGACAGACUGGAGCUGGGCGAUUCUUUUGGUAUUUUUGGGAGGCACUGUCGUUGCACAGGUGAUCCCUGGUUUUGCAAUCGUGGCUUUAUGGACCGCCGGUCUCCUCUGCUUUGGCGCUUCGAGCACGGCGGCCCUUCAGCUUGCAGGGGCUGUGUGCAUGGCAUCGAUGCUGCCGUCGCUAUGGCUCGGUCUUGUCUCUCCCACGACAUACCACUUGCCUGCAAUGGGCGCUUCCAUCGCGGUCACAAAUUUCGUCGUUGUCAACGUCACGUCGGCAAGUCAAGACCCCGCCCACGACAUGCCUACGUCGUCGCCCCACCUCCGCGGCGAUUCGCAAGGGCACAUGCCAAAGCUGAGCCUGCCAUCGUCCGUAGUGUCCUCGGGUCUUUGCUUCACAUCGUGCCUUGGAACGAUGGUGUACAUAUUGCUGACCGCACUUACCAUCAUCCUGACUUGCUACGACUACCUGACCGACGAAUUGCGAUCCCUGCGAGGCCAGCGGUACCAAAUUCUCGUCGGAGCCGGUCUUGUGCUGAGUAUAUCGAAUGCAUUGAUGGUUCUUCGGUCGCGAACGCAGCGCCGGUGUCGGCUUGUCACGUGGAAUACCAUGUGCGGACUGCGAGCGGUGGUGGCGGGAGCGCUUCUAGUCGGGGUGCUUGGCCCCGUCGCCAUCGUUCGACUGGCCUUCAACCACAGCCCGGGAGCAGUGUUGCCGCCGAUAGCAUGGCUCGGGGUGAGGGCCGAUCUCCGAGUGUUUAGCUUCAACGUGUAUCAAGUACGACGUCCCCAGAGGUCGGUUGAUCCAGUCAUGCUGUCGAGUUUGUGCUAGGGCUUCAAUCGCGCUGGUCUCAACAACUUUGAGCCCAUUUUGAAUGCCAUCAAGGACUACCAGCCAACUAUGGUAGCGCUCCAGGAGUCCGACACGAUGCAGGCAGGCAGCGGCGCCAUCGACAUCACGGAUUAUCUUGGGCAGAACCUUGGCAUGUACAGUUAUUCACACCCUCGGACGGACCAAGACUCGUUCGGGUGCUCCUUCCUCUCGGUCUUUCCCAUUCUCGAGAGCGAAAGCAUGGGGGUCAUCUUGCCAUCGCCGCGCGGAGAAAACGCAUGCAUGCAGGUCCGUGGUGCAUGCAACGAAUAUUUGGAGGGGCUUCAACCAGUAUGGGCGUAGGUCGUGACCAUCGAAGUUCAUGGGACUCGGGUCAUCGUGGUGAACGUUCACCUGGGCAACGAUGGCAUGGCGGAGAAGCAGACGCAGCUGGAUGCAGUUGCGAAAGCGGUCGUGUCGACGGCAUCGCCGACAAGCCCGUUGAUUCUCGUCGGCGACUUCAACACACGAAAAAACACGGCGCAGUACACUGCGUUUGUCCGAAAGGCCGGCCAGCUGCGCGACGCGGGAACGGCGGCACACUGCCGGCAAACAUUCAACGACACGGGCACCCCCAUCGAGUACAUAUUUUACCGAAAUGUCACGUGCGUUCAGUUGGACUACCCCCACUCGUAUCCCCAAGACGAGACGGCCGACUCAUACCCACGCAUUGGGCACUUCAACCUGACAAGAAGCUCAGAUGGAUGACCUUCUAAGGCAGACUAGCAUAUGUGAAGAAUCGAUCAUGAUGUGUUGGCCGAUUGCAAACGCAGCAAGGAUGAACC